This is a messenger RNA of Meleagris gallopavo (turkey), 7032 nucleotides long. It is a transcript of the gene RHBDF1, whose product is annotated as rhomboid 5 homolog 1. The record is from RefSeq and is a predicted model, not a curated record. Gene Ontology annotation, molecular function: serine-type endopeptidase activity. Gene Ontology annotation, biological process: regulation of protein secretion; regulation of epidermal growth factor receptor signaling pathway. Gene Ontology annotation, cellular component: endoplasmic reticulum membrane. NCBI's taxonomy places the organism in Eukaryota, Metazoa, Chordata, Aves, Galliformes, Phasianidae.
GGGUGGGCCUCAGCUGGGCUGCGGGCCCGGAACUCGGGCUUCCCGGGUCGGCUCUGGUAGUGAUGCCCCAUGGAGGGGAGCAGCCCCUGUCGCUGGGUCUGGCCGAUAGCACGUUUCACUUCUGCAGUGGGGACUGAAAGUGCUGCAGCUGAGAGCGAGCGCAAGGCAGGAAUAGGAAUUCCUUUUGGGAUCAUCAGUCCUGUUCCUCUGGAAUCCAGCCCCGGAGAGUAGCCAGCAAGUCCCAGCAUGUUGCCCUGAGCCAGGCAGGGUCUGCUGAGUGUAGCAUGAUAGGACAGUUUAUUUCAGGCACGGAGCCCACAUGCUUAGAUAUAAAUAGUAAAAAUUUGAUUCCAUUCAAUGUAUUGGAUCUUUCUGCAGUGUGAGCACAUAGCCCACUUAGUGCUGAACAUCUGAGAUGGGCAACAUGAGCAAGAGUCCUGGGUUGUUUUCCUUUUCUAUUCAGUGCACCCAGCGACAGGGCUGGCAGAGCACCCUGUGUGCUGCUGGGGCUGCUGCCUGUGGAUGAGAUGGGCUGGACAUUUCUGUGUCUUCAUCUCCAGAACUUUUAACCUGUCUUCCAUAAUCCUGGUGGCUUCUACCUUUCUUCCUUAGUUCUUUGUGGAGGCUUUGACAUCGUGUGGAGACCGUACACCCUUUAUGUGGAGGUUCCACCCUUACUUGUGACCAAACACAAUGCUAAUUAAUGCCUGCAGCCACCUGCCUGUCACCAUCAUAUGGCCCGUUUCAGUAGAAGUAGUUAAAACUUGAGGAUGGAUUCCUUCUUUUUUUUUCCCUCUGAGGUCAGAUGUGGAUUAGUUUCUUUUCAGCUGAAGAGGUGCCAGACCCUUUGUGUAACUUUGUCAUCAUCUGGUUGGAAUGAAGCAGACAGGAACUGUGCAGAUCUGGCACUGUUACCGUAAGGUUGCCUCCCUGCUGCUGGGUAUAUACUUGUUGUUUUAGGUAACCCGUGGAAUGUGUGCGUUGCCUGCCAGCUCACAGAGCUGUGUUGCAUCUUCUCUAGCUACAACUUGCGUGGUGGGAGCUGCAACCUGGAUUUAAUGGCAAUUACUGUGUCUGGCCCAUGGGUAAAAUGUCCCGGUGCUCCUGGAAAGUAGAACUAUAGAUUGAAUGGAUGUUAGGACUUGUUGCUCAGCCUGUUAGUGUCCACUAACUCCUCUCACAGGUCAGCACCUGCCAUGCAAGUGACAGAAGAGUGUUUAGGAAGGAUGUUUCCAGGCCUUACAGCAGUCAGACCCCAGAGACGAGGGAGGCAACAGGCAAGAUUUCACCUUGGAAGUGAGUGGAUUUAUCAAGCACCAUUUCUGAUGGUUGUGUUCCUGUGUCCCUGAAGAGCCUUGAACAGAUUCAUUGUGUGGAUCACAACUUGCACUGAGAUGCAGAGCCCCUCACUCAGCACAGGGAAGGCAGGGCAGGACUUGCCUUAUCUGUCAGCCCUCCCUCUGGUUGCAGGCAGUGCCAUCAGGAAGGUCUGGGGCAGCUCUAACAGUGAGAUAGUAGCUGGUGGAGUUGGUGCACAGUGUGUUGGUUUGAGGUUGUGUGUCAUCAUGUCCUGUUAGCUGAACUUUAGGGGCUUUUUGGUCCUGCUCAUUUGGCUGCUCACCAGGACUAGUGGGAGCCCACUUAAGAUCACAUCCCUGAUGCUUCAAUACUCUCAGCAAUCCAUGCUGCUCUAGGAAUGAGGAAGUGGUUUAAAAAAAAAUUAACAAAAAACCCCACAAAAAAUAAUAAUAAAAAAAAACCCAAGUGUUGAGAUGAUACCACAAAGAACAAAUCAGUAGAAGAGUUUUUUUCACCCAAACUCUGGUCAAAUCCUUACGAAUAACAAACAGUGGCUGUUUGCUGCGUGGUGAAAGCAGAGUUUAUUCUUCAUAUCAACCUCAGCUGUUCAGUCCCCAAAUGUUAUGUAGUGCAAGUUUAUUGGUUGUGUGCUGUGUUUGCAGUAGGGACAGUAAAUGCCAAAUUGACAUAAGGCUUGCGUGUGCUAAGAUUUCCAUUGGGCUUGUUCUUCAGCUCUACAGAUGCAUUGUUUGUUUGAAACUUAGUUGAAGCUAUUUUGUGCGUGCUGCAGAAAUAUUAGAGCUAUUGCAGUAUAGACCUGAGCAGUACACGAGGGCACUCUCUCUGAGGUUCUGGGGCUUAGUAAUCAGCAGCUCUAAAACAGUGAUUAUUAAAGGAAAUUUAACUUCUUAGCGAUCUCAGAAGUGUGUUGCAAAAGUCUUCCCAGGGGAGAAGAGAUCUGAAGGCAUGCCUGAUCAUGCCUUCUCUGGGUAGCCUACCUAGCUGCCUCCUCCCCUUCCUGUUUCCACUUUGCUGCAAGGCAGCCCCUUGCUCUGCUGGUCAGCAGCAGUGUCUGCUUGGAAGGUUUUCCUUUUAGAAGGAACAAUCUGGAUGAGAUCAUCCUGAAGCUGCACAAGAUGCUGCUUUUACUGUUCUGCAGGUCUGGCGCUCACUCAGCUUUAACUUCGUGCAAGUUGUAGCAGCUUGAAUUUUAAAAUCUUGGGGACUCAGAUGUCUGGGGUUGGUGAAUACAGCUUCCGUGUUUCAGGUGUUAUUGCCCCGUAGCAAUUGGCAGAUGGGAGAUACGUUUCUCCCUCACUUGAAUGCAAAGAUCAGUACUUGAAAGUGAGCUGCAGAAGACAGCUGGUUCCGAAUUGCUUUGCCAGAAGGUGUGAGCAUGCCUUCCCUUUCACUGGCUGCCCUGGGACUGGAAGCUCAGAGGGAGCAGUGAGGCAGGAGGUGCCUUUCACUCAGACUAGACAUUACAUUGUAAAAAUGUUUCACUUUUUUUUCUUCUUUCUGAAACAAAGUUAGAAUGUUGAUCGUUUUUCUUUACACUGUGAGUCGGAGCGUGGGGCACACAUGAAUUUAUGUGAACACACACCUGCAGAGCAAGGUGAGCUCUUCCCACAACUGCUUUCCCAUUAGACAAGGAAAGAGAAGAUGGAUGGCCAGCAGUCGAGCCCCAGCAAGAGUAGAAAUUGGAGCAACAGGAGCAUCUCCUUUUGCAAGAAGAGCAGUCCUCACUGCUGUGGGCAUUGCUGGUGUGUGUGGGCUUUUAGUUGUAUUCAGGGGAACAGAACUCCUGUCACUUUGGAGAAAGCAGAUGUGUGAUGCUGAGUGAGAAUGCACUGCAUUUCAAAGGAACGUGUAAGAAAAUAGCCUGAAUGGCUUAAAUGCUGCUGCUUCCAUCCCUCCUGAAUAUACGUCUUCUAGUGGUGUCUGUGUUUGUUAUUUCCUCUAAGAAUUUUUUUUUAGAUUGCCAUUCACCGUGGAUCUAUGUAACUUUCCAUAGGAAAUGUUGUCAUCUGCGGCAGUUUUGAUCUCAUUUGCCAGCGAGGUAUUUUUGUUUAGUGCAACAAAUAGUGAUUCUUAGCUGCUUUUAAUGCUGAGGUUGGUGCAUGGGCAGCAGCUAUUCCAAAAGCAGCCAGAGCCAGCAGUCUCUCUGCCUUGAAAUUCAUUCUGGUGCCUUGUUCUUAGCUUUCCUUGUGUUUUGAAUUGCGGUGCUUGUAAUGAAUGUGCAGGCUGCUAGAAAAUCAAAGUUAAAAUGCAGAAUUUCAAUGAAAAAGGAUACCUUUUUUAAAGUACAGAGGUAGGAUUUUGUUGUUGUUGUCUUUUACUUUCUAAUGUGGGAUUAUGACUGUGCUGACAAAACCAUUUUUGAACCUUUCCUUACCACAUAUUGAGGCAGUGACUGUGCCCGUGGUACCAGCGGGUGAGCCAGUCCCUCGCUGUGCAUCCCUUGUGCUACUAAUGCAAACCAGUGCAGUGUCUUCUGGAGUCCCAGUGAACUUUUGCAGUGAGUUUAAUACGUACAAAAAUAGUUUCUGUAAUCACUCUUUCCUGCUUCUUUGUUUUGGUGAGCUCCAGUGACGCUGAAGAACACAGUCCCAGGAGCCUGCUGUGCUGCUGCUGGGGAACCCAGAGCUCUACUGCCUCAGCCUAGGCACCUUUGGGAAGGCUGCAAGAGCAAGGCUUGUUUAGGCUGGAAGACAAACGUGGGACGAUGUCGGAGGCACGGCAUGACAGCACGAGCAGUUUACAGCGCAAGAAGCCACCAUGGUUAAAAUUGGACAUCCCGGUGCCAGUGCCUGUGCCGGUGCCAGAAGAGCCAGUGCAGCCAACAAGACGCCAGACCUUUCUACGAAGUGUGAGCAUGCCUGCUGACAACAGCCGUGUGCCCUCCUUGCCUCAUGAAGUGAGGAGACCGGUGCUACAACGACAGACCUCAAUCACCCAGACCAUCAAGAGCAGACAGGUACGGUUUCAAAGGAGUCAGACCCUGCCUGUUCAGGGGAACCGGGUGGGCAGGAGUUCCCUGAGAAAGCGGCAGUCCUUGCCCCGAUCGUUUUUCAGAGGCACAGCUGACUGGUUUGGAGUAAGCAAAGACAGUGAUGCUACACAGAAAUGGCAGAGAAAGAGCCUUCGCCACUGCAGCCUGCGGUAUGGGAAGCUGAAACCUCAGGUCAUCCGGGAAAUGGACUUGCCCAGUCAGGACAAUAUUUCUCUAACAAGCACAGAAACCCCACCUCCACUAUAUGUUGGGCCCUGCCAGCUGGGCAUGCAGAAGAUCAUAGACCCUUUGGCCCGCGGCCGAGCUUUCCGAAUGGCUGACGACAGUGAUGGCUACAGCAUCCCCCACACACCCAUCACGCCAGGUGCCACGUCACUCUGCUCCUUCACCAGCUCACGCUCGGGCUUCAAUCGCCUCCCGCGACGGCGGAAACGGGAAUCUGUUGCCAAAAUGAGCUUCCGAGCAGCUGCGGCUCUGGUGAAGGGUCGCUCUGUGAAGGACAGCACACUGAGGAGAGCUCAGCGGCGCAGCUUCACCCCAGCAAGUUUCAUGGAGGAGGAUACAGUGGACUUUCCAGAUGAGCUCGACACUUCUUUCUUUGCUCGGGAAGGAGUCCUUCAUGAGGAGCUCUCUACUUACCCGGAUGAGGUGUUUGAGUCGCCAUCAGAAGCUGCGGUCAAAGAUACUGAAGUGAAACCUUUAGACCAGACAGAUCUCACAGGAGGUGCCUUGGACAAAAAUGAGCUUGAAAGAAGCCACUUGCUACUUCCACUGGAGCGAGGCUGGAGGAAACAGAAGGAUGGGGGCCUGGCACAACCCAAAGUCCGAUUGCGGCAGGAGGUGGUGAGUGUCAGCCCACAGAAGCGUGGGCAGCGCAUCGCCGUGCCGGUCAGGAAGCUUUUCGCCAAGGAGAAGCGGCCGUACGGCCUGGGGAUGGUGGGGAAGCUGACAAACCGUACCUACCGCAAGCGCAUCGACAGCUAUGUGAAGCGGCAGAUUGAGGACAUGGACGAUCACAGGCCCUUCUUCACAUACUGGGUCACCUUUGUGCAUUCGCUCAUCACCAUCCUUGCUGUGUGCAUCUAUGGCAUUGCCCCUGUGGGGUUCUCACAACAUGAAACUGUUGAUUCAGUUUUGCGAAACAGAGGGGUUUAUGAAAAUGUCAAAUAUGUUCAGCAGGAAAACUUCUGGAUCGGCCCCAGUUCAGAGGCUCUGAUCCACCUGGGGGCCAAGUUCUCACCAUGCAUGAGGCAGGACCAGCAAGUGCACAGCUUCAUUAAGGCCAAGCGUGAGAAGGAGAAGCACUCAGCAUGCUGUGUACGAAAUGACAAGUCCGGUUGCGUGCAGACUUCGGAGGAGGAGUGCUCAUCCACCCUGGCUGUGUGGGUAAAGUGGCCCCACCACUCCAGCACACCAAUGCUGGCAGGAAGCAAGAGGCAGUUUGGGUCUGUUUGUCAUCAGGACCCCAGGGUGUGUGAGCAGCCAGCCUCGAUGGAGCCACACGAGUGGCCAGACGACAUCACCAAAUGGCCGAUCUGCACAAAAAACAGUGCUGGGAAUUACACAAACCACCUUCACAUGGACUGCGUGAUUACAGGCAGGCCCUGCUGCAUUGGGACCAAAGGAAGGUGUGAAAUAACUUCCCGAGAGUAUUGUGAAUUUAUGCGGGGCUAUUUCCAUGAGGAGGCAACACUUUGCUCUCAGGUUCACUGCAUGGAUGACGUCUGUGGACUCCUCCCUUUCCUAAAUCCAGAAGUCCCUGACCAGUUCUACCGUCUCUGGCUCUCACUUUUCCUCCACGCUGGGAUCCUGCACUGUCUGGUUUCAGUCUGUUUCCAAAUGACGAUCCUGCGGGACCUAGAGAAGCUGGCAGGAUGGCAUCGCAUCUCUAUCAUCUACCUGCUCAGUGGCAUCACUGGGAACCUUGCCAGUGCAAUAUUUCUACCCUACAGAGCAGAGGUUGGCCCUGCAGGAUCCCAGUUUGGGAUUCUGGCUUGUCUCUUUGUGGAGCUCUUCCAGAGUUGGCAAAUCCUGGCACGGCCGUGGAGGGCUUUCUUCAAGCUGCUGGCUGUGGUGCUCUUUCUUUUUGCCUUUGGCCUCCUGCCUUGGAUCGAUAAUUUUGCUCACAUUUCAGGAUUCAUCAGUGGUUUCUUCCUCUCCUUUGCCUUCCUGCCCUACAUUAGCUUUGGGAAGUUCGAUUUGUAUAGGAAGCGAUGCCAAAUUAUUGUUUUCCAGCUCAUCUUCAUUGCACUCUUCUCAGGACUUGUGAUCCUAUUCUAUUUCUACCCCAUCAAGUGCGAGUGGUGUGAGUUCCUUACCUGUAUACCAUUCACGGACAAAUUCUGCGAGAAAUACGACCUGGAUGCACAGCUUCACUGAAAGGCAAAGACUGGCUUCUCGAGCAGGCACUGGAGAUGGACUGUCUUUGCAUUUGCUGUGCUAGUUCCACGUGGACGAAGCUUCUAAUCCAAUGACACUUCUAACCAGGGCUGUGGUUAAUUUAAACCAUCUCUAGCACUCAGCAGGCGUGGUUUGCCUUAUCUCAGAAGACUCUGAACAGAAUGUUGGUGCCUUGUUCAAUUGUAUUGAACCUCUUCUGCUGCCAUUAUUUUUAUUAUACUAGUUUCAAUACUACAUUUUUAACUAGAGUUAUUUACUACUGCUAAGGUGGUGAUUAAAUGGAAAGGUAGCGUUUUAGCUACUGCUAAUUGUUUUGCAUA